AUGGAGUCUCUCGCAGACAGCCCGAAAGCAGCCAAAGUGACGCGCUUCGUGAAGGAUCUCGAAGUGCAGCCUCCCCCCACAAUGAUUCUGGAGGAGACCGGAGAGUGUGAGCUUGGGGCUGCAGUGGCGCAACCACGGCGGCCGUCCAUAUUUGGAGCAGGCGCCUCCGAAGUCUCGGCUGCGCAGAGCUCACAGCCCAAGCGUUUCGUGGAGGAGAUCAGUGACUCGAAGAGGAGCCAGAAAAGUCCAAGCAGCCAGGUAUGGACCCGGUCGCACACUCCCAGCUCUCUCCUCACACGGGCAGCUGUGGCCACACGGACGAUUGCUGGCAUGUUGCAUCAGCGCCCAAAGACGGUGUUUGACCAUCCCGAGGAGCUUAAGAAGCGGGUCGACCGAGCCAUCCAUGAGGGCGACGAGGUCUACGACGUGGAGUCCCUCUACUGGGACACCGGCUUCUCACAGAGGCUGGCUCGGAGUGUUUCAUUUCAGAACACCACGCUGGCAGCAAUUCUGCUCUAUGCAGCAUGGCUUGCCUACGAUGCCGACACGAACAAUGCGACGACCCUGGUGAAGGCUGAGAUCCAAUACCAAGUCGUCGAACAUUUGUUUUGCUUUUACUUCUUCUUCGAGCUUUUGGUCCGCUUCCUGGCAUUUCGUCGAAAACGGAGUGCCUGCACCGAUGGCUGGUUUAUGUUUGACUUCCUGCUCGUCACCAUGGGUGUGGCAGAGGUGUGGGUGAUGAGCAUCGUCCUCAUCCUGACGAAGUCUGAGGAUGCGUCUUUGGGAAACAGCAGCUCACUGCGGCUUAUCCGACUGCUGCGACUAUCUCGCUUAGCGAGGACCGCAAGACUCUUAAGAGCUGCGCCGGAGCUGCUCAUCAUGGUCAAGGGCAUGAUUGCUGCAGCGCGGUCUAUGCUGACGACCGGUGUGUUGAUAUUUGCUGUCUUGUACGUCUUUGGCAUAGCAAUGAAGCAGGCCGCUGAGGACACCCAGGAAGCCCAGGUGUACUUCAACUCGGUUCUGGACUCAAUGUUUAUGCUGCUCCUUCACGCCACGUUGCUGGAUUCUCCCGGGGAGGUGAUUCAGACUCUGUCGGGAAACUAUGUGGCAUCUGUCAUCUUCGUGGUCGUUAUAGCGCUCUCGGCACUGCUACUCCUCAACAUGCUCAUCGGCGUGAUGUGCGAAGUUGUCAGUGGUGUGUCUCAGACCGAGAGAGAAGUGAUCGCCGAGGCCUUCGUUCGAGACAAGGUCCAACAGAUCAUGGAGGAACGCGGCCUUUCCGGCCGCAUCACGCAGCACGAGCUGUUGGGAAUACUGAAUGAUCGUAGAUCUACGCGCCUGUUGAGCGAGGCUCAUGUGGAUGUCAUGGGUCUGGUCGACAUCGCCGACUACAUGUUCCAGAGUGAUCUCAACGGCCAAGAGUUCGACAGGGAGCUCUCUUUCGACGAGUUCCUUCGCGUAAUUAUGUCCCUUCGAGGGUCGAACACCGUAACUCUCAAGGACAUUAUGGACUUACGCAGGACGUUACACGCGAACCAGACGGAGAUCCGGAACGUCGUCAGUAAUCUGGAGGAGCCUUGCACCGUUCCCUUCACUGCUGGUACUUCUGUUGUAGCGGUACAGGAUCGCCGUUGUUGUGCUCUUUGGCAUUUGUUCUGA
Messenger RNA from Symbiodinium sp. CCMP2592, 1659 nucleotides. NCBI's taxonomy places the organism in Eukaryota, Dinophyceae, Suessiales, Symbiodiniaceae. The record is from the annotation of a GenBank genome assembly.